Molecule: messenger RNA, 669 nt
Organism: Zea mays
Lineage: Eukaryota; Viridiplantae; Streptophyta; Magnoliopsida; Poales; Poaceae
Exons: 6
Coding region: 46-669 (207 amino acids)
Source: RefSeq, a predicted model, not a curated record
UUUGACUUCCUUAUAUCACAAUUAUUAUUAUUUCAUUUACAAUGUAUGCAAGUAACAUUAAUAUAUAUGCAUGCUUUAUUUUUUUUAAAUCCCCAGGCUCCCACAACAGACAAGCCUGCUGCUCCUAAGUUAACACCAGAUAUAAAUAGUGAAGGACAAAAAUCUGUUACACAUGAUACUCCUGUAUCUGGUGCACCUCUGUUCGAUAAAACCCCACUGACAGAUGCAACUACUGACCUGGUUGCAAAGGAUAGUUCCUGUAAAGCUGCAGUCGCUGAACAUCCCCACGUGUCACGUGAAGACUGUGCUCGCAACCUGCUUAAGUUCAUUUUGUCAGGAAAACUAGAUCCGAGCAUGUCUAUCAUUAAUUUUGGAGGAUUUGGAGGGUCUGUCCUUGAUGUUGUCCAGUCGUUUGGUCCCAACAAAUGUCUUGAGAAUACUUUCAUGCAGGGAUUUAUCGACUGUAUUCACCAGGAUGAUGUAUUAUACAAUCCAGAUUCUGUAAUCAACACUCUAAUACUGAAUGUCAACGUUGGGACCGUUUUGAAUAUCGAGGAGUUUGAACAACACAGUUCAAAUCCACAGCCCUUCACAACAUCACUUCUUAAAGAACAUCUUGAACCGACCCUUCCUUCAGAUGAUGUUCUGAACCAGAUUAAAUUGUUUUAA